Messenger RNA from Helicoverpa armigera (cotton bollworm), 2160 nucleotides. Its product is annotated as ovochymase-1. Lineage: Eukaryota; Metazoa; Arthropoda; Insecta; Lepidoptera; Noctuidae. Gene Ontology annotation, biological process: proteolysis. The record is from RefSeq and is a predicted model, not a curated record. Gene Ontology annotation, molecular function: serine-type endopeptidase activity. The transcript has 7 exons. Bases 268 to 1809 code for a protein of 513 amino acids.
CAACCGUCACAAAUCACAAAGUGCAACAAAAUUCAGGUAACCCUUACCUGAUUUUUUUAUUCACGUCUUAUAAUCGUUUUACUAUGAAGCCACCCCUUGCUACAUUGUAUAUUUUUUUGAACCGGUUGCGAGGCAUUGAAGGUUCACCAUCCCCGCUCUAGAGAGAGAGUACCAAUCAUUUAGUUUUGUGCUUGCAUCGGAUCAAUACCUACCGUGUAUGUGCAAUCGAAGUGUCCCUUUUUCCUAAAGUAUCAAGAUUUAACCAGAAUGCACCGGUAUACUCUCAUCAUAUUAUAUUUGAGCUGGUGUUUUGUGGGAGCAAACACUGAAAGCCCAACAACUCUCAAGGAAUACCUCCGCAAAGUCGCAUUAGAGACGGUCGAAGUCCUUGACCGCAUGAUCCAGAAUUUGCAGACCGAUAUAGACCCGUUCCCCGUCCUGGCCCAGGUUUUCAAGUACGACCAUGAAAGUAAGGAGUUCCAACAAGAAUGUAUAGGAGUCAUUGUGACGGACUAUCACGUUCUGUCAGCUGCACACUGCUUUCCUUUGGGCAUGGAUGUUAGUUACUGGUUGGUUCGCGUAGGCUCAAGUUACCGUUCUUCUGGUGGGGUGAUACACAAUGUGAGAGCUAUCAGAGUGCAUGAAAACUACGAAGAACUAGAACACACAAACGAUAUAGCUAUCAUGGCGAUGGUUGAACCGUUCAUCUUUAACAAUAAUGUUAGACAGGCCUCAAUUCCAAUCCAUGGAUUAGAAUUUGACGACAAUUUUGAAUGUACUCUCGUAGGAUGGGGUGCGUUACAGCCUGGCGGUCUACGGAGUGAUAAACUGGAACUCACUAAACUUGUCACUAUAGGCCAGCACGAUUGCACGCAGAAAUACGGGACUAUUUCGAAAGUCAUUCAAAAUUCCAUGAUUUGCGCCGUGCGUGUCGACAAUGGAGGAUCUGCAGGUUGCAAAGGAGAUUCAGGGGGGCCUUUAAUAUACAACGGUGUGGUUGUAGGCCUCGUGUCAUUCGGAGUAUCGUGUCAACACCCUGACUUCCCAGGAGUAUACACGAAGGUUUCACAUUACAAUGACUGGAUUAAAACGACUGUGCUUGCUGUUAUGCCCACCCAGAUAGACCAGUUCCCAAUCCUGGCUCAGGUGUUAAAGUACUACUUUGAAUCUAAGCAGUACCAACAACAAUGCGCGGGAGUCAUUCUGACGAGUUACCAUGUACUGUCAGCUGCACAUUGCUUUCCUGUCGGCAUGGAUGUUAGAAACUGGAUGAUUUGCGUCGGCUCAAGCUACCGCUCUUCUGGUGGGGUGUUACACAACGUGAAAGCUAUCAAAGUGCAUGAAAAGUACGACAAGUCAAAAAACACGAACGAUAUAGCCAUUGUGGAGGUCACUAAUCCAUUCACCUUUAACAGUAAUGUUAGACAAGCCAGAAUUCUAUCCUAUGGAUCGGAAAUAAGCCCCAAUUCUGCAUGUACACUCGUAGGAUGGGGUGCAUUAAAGCGUUACGGCCCACAGCCAGAACAACUGAAACUCACAAAUGUCGUCACAAUAGAUCAGUGUGAUUGCAUUCGGAGAUACGGGACUAUUGGGAGAAUCAUUCGAAAUUCCAUGAUUUGCGCCAUACGUAUAGACGGUAGACAAUCUGCCGCUUGCAAAGGAGAUUCAGGGGGCCCUUUAAUAUAUAACGGUGUGGUUGUAGGCCUCGUGUCUUUCGGAGUUUGGUGCCAAAACCCCGACUACCCAGCAGUAUACACGAAGGUUUCAUAUUACACUGAGUGGAUUAAAAGGACUACGAGUGUUAUUUGAUUAAUUUGUUGAAUAAAUUUGUUUUCUUUUUGUUAUGCUUAAGUUGAGUAGUACCUAAAUUACAACUAUAAUAAGUAUUUAAGGAAUGCCCCAUACUACAGAUUACCCAUUCGUUUCAUGAAUCUGAGAAAUUUCAGAAUUAAUCUCAGGUGUCCACAGAAUCGAAAUCUCAGGUGAUUGAAUCUCAGUUGGAUAUCAAUUGUAUGUCGCUUAAGUAUAAUUAUCAGAAUUAAGCCCCAGGUAGGUAGAAGGUAAAUAAGGUGUGUCGGUGGUAAUAUCCAGAUGAACCGAGCGGGAAAUCCGCUAGUUUGAAAGCUCUCUUACAUUAACCUCUCUGCUCGACAAGACGAC